AGGGCGAAAAAGUGAAGAGAAACCAGUUCAAGCAUGGUUUAUAUCGAUAAAGAUGGAAAUGUGCUCGAAAAGAAGCAAAAAGGAAUUGUCGAGAUGAUCGUCGGAUUCUUCACAUUUAUCAUGUUAUUCUUCCGCUCACUGCUCGGCUUCACAUCUCCUACAAACCGAAACAGCAAUUCUCAAGACUACCGGAAUAUUGUUCGAGGCGGCGGAGUUAACGGAGCAGGCGGCGGUGGAAAUGCCUACAGGCGGAAUGGAGGCGGUGGAGGUGGAGGCGGAAGAAACAUCGGAGGACUUCCAACAUCAUCCGGAGUCGCUCCACCACCAAUGGGAGGCGGUUGCUGUGGAGGAGGUGGUUGUGGAUAAAAUUUACGAUUUUUUUCUGUUUUUUUUUGCAUUUUUAUUCGAUUUUUUGUGUGUUUGUGAUAUUUGAUGUAUUCGUUGUAAAUAUAUAAAUAAUAAACCUGAAUUUGCGUUG
Molecule: messenger RNA, 478 nt
Organism: Caenorhabditis elegans
Lineage: Eukaryota; Metazoa; Nematoda; Chromadorea; Rhabditida; Rhabditidae
Gene: Y41E3.8
Product: Glycine Rich Secreted Protein
Exons: 3
Coding region: 34-366 (110 amino acids)
Cellular component (GO): membrane
Source: RefSeq, marked reviewed